Messenger RNA from Adineta steineri, 771 nucleotides. NCBI's taxonomy places the organism in Eukaryota, Metazoa, Rotifera, Eurotatoria, Adinetida, Adinetidae. The record is from the annotation of a GenBank genome assembly.
AUGCUUUUCGGCGAUGAACCUCCAGCGAAAAUUGUUUUCGGCACAACCCUCAAUCGUCCUACGUUUCCUACUGAUAUACAGCAUGAUUGUUUUGGAAAUUAUCAAACACCAUUACGAGGUGUACCAAAUCUUGGGCCAGGUUCCUACGAAAAUGAUGAAAAGACAACAUUUCAAUAUGUACUUGAUCAUCAACCGAUGAGUAAUCGUGGUUAUACAUUCAAUGCACGUACAUCAAAACGAAAUGUUUUUCCUACAAAGAAUGAUGUACCAAGUCCAGAUACAUAUCAAAUGGAUUUAACUAACUUACCGGAAAAGAAACACUCAUUUAAACCAUUCAAUUUCGGUGGUGACCGAUUACCAAGUCUUGCUAAACGUACUAAAAUACCUGGACCAGGUAGUUAUGAAUGUGAUGUUAAACAGAAUCGUCAAGUACAUAUGCGUCAUAGUUUCGGUGGACGUGUUGGUUUAAUACCAGUUGUUAAAACUAAAUGUAUGCCGACAAAUGAAGAUAAAUGUGAAAUCUGUCAAGAAAAACCUAUUGGCGAUUACUAUCAAUAUCGAAAAGAAAUACUUUGUGCUUCUUGUUUUAAUUUCAAUUGGCAAUGGCAAGAAAAAUUUAAAAGAGCAUAUCUUCAAGCCUUUCAAAAAGUUCGUGAUUGUUCGGAUAUACAUGAACAUGGUGGUACGACUGCUCGAGUUCAGUUAGUCGAUGAUCGACGUGUAAAGAAACUUCAACGUAAAGAAGCUUAUUUAAGUCUUUAUUGGCCGUGA